AUGCUGCACAUUACGCUGCUCUCGGGUGAGGAUUUGACAAGUAUUCCUUGCGCGGAGCUGAGCGAUGUCAAGACAUUGAAGCAGCGAUUGCAUCACCAGCAUGGCCUCCCACCACGCUUCAGGCAAAGGCUAUUACGCGAGGGCAGCAUCUUAGAUGAUGCCUUCGAGUUGGACGCCCCGAUGGAUCUGCAAGUUUUGACUUUGCCUUUCUCUGAGGCAUCUGAAACACAGGAUCGGCUAUACGAAGCGUCCCGUUGUGGUCCUGCAGCCGAGGUGGAAAAUCUGCUGCAGGUGCCAGCGGAUCCGGAUACGGUGGUUGUCGACUUCGAUAUGCUUCCGGGCUCACCACUGAUGAGCGCAUCUUCGGCAGGAAGACUUGAUGUGGUACAGCUGCUCGUGGAGGCCAAAGCUCAGGUAGACUUGACGGACAGUUCUGGCGGGACAGCGCUGAUCUAUGCUUCCAUCAACGGUCAUGCUGGAGUCCUGCAGUUUCUGAUGGAAUCCGGUGCGCAGGUGGGCUUGAGCGACCGCCAUGGCUGGACAUCAUUGAUGCAUGCGGCGGUCAACGGCCAUGCUGAAGUCGUAGAGUUCCUCCUGGAGGCCGGUGCUGAGCUGGAUCUAUGCGACCAGGAAAGCAGCGGUGCCGUGAUGACAGCAGCCAAUCGCGGACAUGCUCGAGUCCUGCAGUUGCUCUCGGAGGCAUGUUCUCAGAAGGAUGACUAUAGCGGCCGUACCGCCUUGGUGUUGGCGACAUCUCGGCGAUUACUGGAGGAGCGCACUUCCCAGAAGAAGUCAUCUAAAAAGUGA
Messenger RNA from Symbiodinium sp. CCMP2592, 807 nucleotides. The record is from the annotation of a GenBank genome assembly. NCBI's taxonomy places the organism in Eukaryota, Dinophyceae, Suessiales, Symbiodiniaceae.